Sebastes umbrosus (honeycomb rockfish) is the source of this 2463-nucleotide messenger RNA. It is a transcript of the gene cdkn1a, whose product is annotated as cyclin-dependent kinase inhibitor 1A. Gene Ontology annotation, biological process: regulation of mitotic cell cycle; signal transduction by p53 class mediator. The transcript is spliced from 3 exons. Gene Ontology annotation, cellular component: nucleus. The record is from RefSeq and is a predicted model, not a curated record. Gene Ontology annotation, molecular function: cyclin-dependent protein serine/threonine kinase inhibitor activity. The coding region runs from base 515 to 1030 and encodes 171 amino acids. Lineage: Eukaryota; Metazoa; Chordata; Actinopteri; Perciformes; Sebastidae.
UUAGGGUGGACCGGGACGGGUUUCUCUUGAUUGUUCUCUGAAAUGGGGAUCCUGUCCAGCCCUUCCCGGAUCACUGUAAUGACUUCUUAUUCUCCUGAGACACAGCUGCUUCCUUCCUGUUGCUCUUCCAGGAAAGUGACCAUUCAACCCUUAGACUUGGAGUAGUUUGUAUGAGUGCUGUGUAAAUACAGAUGUGGAAAGCACUGAUCUGACAAGAUUCAUUAAUCUAACCUCUUCUAUGAUCCUCAUUACUGCUUAUUGACAUUUAUAUAUGUUCAGUAGACAGCUGACUGUCUGUAGAAGUUGUUGAUACCGCCACCUAGUGGUGACUGUAUGGGUCUGCAGUGAGGAUAUGUCUUUACAUGUCUGUCUGAGAUUAUGUCCAGGCAUGUACCAGUGAUUCACUCAGGAGGGCUCAAUGAGUCACUCAGUUCCUAUAAAGAGCUGCCCAGUAUCACCAGUCAGAGAUGCUCUGUAGUUCACAGUGAGGACACUUUAACGGAGUAGAGCAGCAAUGUGCAGAAGGAUGGCCACUCACAAGCGAAGCCCGAGCGCCAAGGGUAACGGCCCAACCAGACGAAACCUGUUCGGCCCAGUCGACAGAGAGCAGCUGCAGGUGGAGUACCAGGCUGCCCUGCAGAAAGACCUGGAAGACACUUGCCAGCGAUGGGGCUUCGACUUCAUCUCGGAUACGCCUCUGGAGAGCAGCGAUUUCCAGUGGGAAAGCGUCCCAGACACCAAGAUGCCGCUGCUCUACAGGUCCUGUUUGCUUGGUCUGGGACAUGCAGGAGGUCAGAGGUUGGCAGAGGCAGAGCCCAAUGAUGGAGGAGGAGGAGGAGGAGGAAGGGUGGGGCUGAUACAGAGUGUGAAGGAGAACAUCCCGUGUUCGCCACAGAGAUGUGUACUCGACCUGGAGAAAACACCAGAGAGCAGAGAGAACACAGGGCUGAAGAGGAAACAGACAAACAUCACAGAUUUCUAUCAGGCUAAGAGAAGAGUAGUCGGGAUGCCGCGCAAAUCUGGCGAGUGAUGCAGAGGUAACAACGUCCCAAGAGAACCUCACAAACAGUACUACUCUCAGGAAAUCUGCACAGACUCUGUACAGUCACUCACCAGGAGGUGUUGGACUGAUGAAUCAUCCGACAACACAAGGGACCUCAGCUAUGCAUCAUAUAUAUAUAUAACUAUAAGGUUAAUUAGGGUACUGUAUUCACUCUGAGGGGGGUUGGUGUUAUUCCCAUUGGAAAGAACGGGACAUUUGAGCAGAGAAGAUUAACGGUAAUCUCUCAAAUCAGUGGAUUUGUACCCAUUUGGAUCAGAGGGAAGCCAAAGUGUUGACUGACAUUUCCUACUGUACAUUCCACGGGGCUGAAAAUGCUGUAAUGCCUCUGCUUCGUAGAGACCUCUAGCAAUACGGAGGUGUGAUGGAUGACCACAUUAUUGCUGCAUACACUUGAACCAGAUGUUGGUUAUAAUCAUUAAGGAGUGGCUGUGACAAAACUGCAGAAUGAGUGAAAAUGGUAGAGAAUGGAUAAAGCCCUUUGGCUCCUUUUGUUCAAAUCCACUAUUGUUUUUUACGAUGUUUAUUCUUUAUGUGAAUCAUGAGGGCUAGGAGUCGUUUUUAUAUAUCCGGACGCACAGUCUGUUUAUUUUCUACCAUCAUGUGCUCAUAGGAAAAUGCUUGAAGAGUUUUGAUAUCCUGUACAUGCAGUUUGCUUUGGAUUGUUAAUGACAGAAGUACAAUCAUGUCCUCUUCUGUUCUUUCUGUCUGCUGUAUGUCGACUUGAUUUUCAAAGCAGAUCUCCUCUCCGGACUCUGACAUGUGUACAGCACCACAUAUUAUAGGUUAGGAGCAUAGCACCAUGUCUUUAAAACACGUAUAUUUAGUUAUAUAUCAGAGAUUUAUCUAUAGAGUUUAAUGCAGCACUGGUAAGUAGCACACUCAGUAUUGCACAUCUGAUAGGUGGUGCACCCAGUAUCAAGUGCCUUUAUGGUGUUUGAAGCUCCAUAAUGGACAAUCAGAACAAAAAAGUGUUCUGUAUUAUUGACUAAGCUAAAGUGCUUUUUCUAUUUUGAAGUUAGAGUGCAAUUAUAACAUACAAUGUGUUAUUAUCUGCCUCAAAACAAAUGUUCGUUCUUGACCCUUAUGUAUGUCUAUGUUGGCAGAUCCUGCUGCUAUGGUUAAUCUGAAUCGGUGUCAAACAAGGUCGCUGUAAUGCUAAUCCGUACCAACUGACAGCUUAGACAUGUACCAAGCUAAGCGAACAACAGCAUUACCCCAAACAAUGAAUGCAUUUCUGUUUUGUAGACGCUUGUGCACACGUCCCCUACAUAUUGUUUUAUGUUAAAAGCCACAAAUGAAAAGAUCUAUCCUUAUUUAUUGUGAGAUAUUGUUCCUCAUGUUAAUUUAGUUCUUGUUUAAUUAUUGUGAGAAUUCCAAUAAAAAUGUUCAAAUGAAACUUA